This is a messenger RNA of Neolamprologus brichardi, 7736 nucleotides long. The record is from RefSeq and is a predicted model, not a curated record. NCBI's taxonomy places the organism in Eukaryota, Metazoa, Chordata, Actinopteri, Cichliformes, Cichlidae.
GAAGCAGGCGGACGUGUUGCAACAGAUGGCUUCACCAGCGGCGGCUCGGCGGCUGCAGCACCGCCGUUAGACACACACAGAGGGAGGGAGGGGAGCUCGUGAGCGUGGCUGUGGAACAAAUCAAGAGAAAAGGAAGAGAGCGAGACUUUCACCUCCUCCUCUGCUUCGGCUCACAAACUCACUCUUCCUCUCCAGACACACAGGAGCACACGCCGGUGUGAGCGCAAGUUUGAAAAACACAUUAUUUUAUGGAUUUCCGAAACUGAGGGGAGUUAUGGAGGUGGCGGUGUGAACCCAGCCUUCCUCCCCUUCCUGCCGGAGGGGUCAGAGGGGAGAACACCUGCUGACAGCGAGGAGUUCCUGAAGGAGGCGACGCAGCCGCAGGAGGAGGAGGAGGAGGAGGACUGAACACAGCGGGAAACGCCACACACACCUGACAGGUCCCUGCUGAGCCCAGCGCUGUCAAACACUCUACAGCAUCAGAACAAGAAGCUGAGACAACUUGUGGGAAGCAGCUGAUUGGUUGACCUUUGUGGGGAGGCCCGGGGGUCAAAGGCCAUGGCGGGUCGACUUCUCCUCUUCCUGUUUGUCUCCGUGGCGCUCUGCCACGCUCAUUUUUCUUCUACGCAACGCCUGAAGCCCCGCCUCCAGAGAGACAGACGCAACAUCCGACCAAACAUCAUCCUCAUCCUGACUGAUGACCAGGACAUGGAGCUGGGUGACUGAAACUCCACUACCAGCCUCAUUAUGAGCAUUAGUCUGACUGUCUGUACUGUUAAUGUGAUUGUUGGUAACACACUGAAUGCCUUUGUGACCACGCCCAUGUGCUGUCCGUCACGCUCAAGCAUGCUCACUGGGAAGUAUGUUCAUAACCACAACACCUACACCAACAACGAGAACUGUUCCUCGCCGUCUUGGCAACGGCAGCACGAGCCACGGACCUUCGGCGUUUACCUCAACGACACUGGAUACAGGACAGCCUUCUUUGGAAAGUACCUGAAUGAGUACAACGGUUCGUACGUUCCCGCCGGGUGGAGGGAAUGGCUCGGAUUGGUGAAGAACAGCCGCUUCUACAACUACACGCUGUGUCGCAACGGCGUGCGAGAGAAGCACGGAGCGCAGUAUCCACAGGACUACCUGACCGACCUGAUCACGGCAGAGUCGAUCCGAUACUUCCGCUCUUCAAAGCGACUUUAUCCUCACCGCCCUGUCCUGAUGGUUCUGAGUCACGCGGCCCCUCAUGGACCCGAAGACUCUGCCCCGCAGUACAGCACCGCCUUCCCCAACGCAUCGCAGCACAUUACUCCCAGUUAUAACUACGCGCCGAACCCAGAUAAGCACUGGAUCAUGCGCUACACCGGCCCCAUGAAGCCCAUUCACAUGGAGUUCACCAACAUGCUGCAGAGGAAACGGCUGCAGACGCUUCUGUCUGUGGACGACAGCGUGGAGAAGCUGUAUAACAUGCUGGUGGAGACGGGCGAGUUGGAAAACACCUACAUCAUCUACACGUCAGAUCACGGCUACCACAUCGGCCAGUUCGGCCUCGUUAAAGGUAAAUCUAUGCCGUACGAGUUUGACAUCAGAGUCCCGUUCUACAUCAGAGGACCUAACGUGGAGCAGGGCAGCAUUAACCCUCACAUGGUCCUAAACAUCGAUCUGGCUCCGACCAUCCUGGACAUCGCUGGCGUCGACACGCCUCCAGAUAUGGACGGAAAGUCGAUAAUGAGUCUGCUGGACACAGACAAACCUGCCAACAGUCACAGAUGCAGCAUGAAAAAGGAGGUGUGGAUUUCCUCCCUGCUUGUUUGACGUUUUUACAGGAAGCUGCUCCACCAGGUCGUCGAAGGUAAGGAAGUAUCGCAGGAGGAGAACUUCCUGCCCAAACGCCAACGAGUCAAAGACCUCUGUCAGAGAGCCGAGUACCAGACGCCCUGCCAGCAGACGGGACAGAAGUGGCAGUGUGUGGAGGACGCCACGGGGAAGCUACGCCUCUUCAAAUGUAAGAAUGAAGGAGGGGCCAUGAGCUUCCAGAGGGGUGUGAUUGGCCGUCAGCGUCCAAUCAGCAUCAAGUCUCAACUGUACCUUCCGAAUUCUGGUGCCUGCGACUGCGAUUUCCGUGACCUGCGACCUCUGAACCUUCGACCCUCCAUGAUGAAGCCGUUCAACAAGAAGCCUUUCUUCUCCAAAAAGAAGUUCAAAGCCCUGAAGAAUUACUCCAGGAACCGUUACAGCCGCUCUCUCUCCAUGACGAACAAUUACCCCGGAAACCAGAGCCUGGCAGGCUGGGAUCAGCCAAUGAGAGACGAGUCUGAGGACGAGUUUAGCGGGAUGGGAGGAGAUCCCAACGCCGUGGUCACACCCAACUCUGUCAAAGUCACUCACCGAUGCUCCAUCCUGGCUAAUGCAACAGUGAAGUGUGACACGGGAGUGUAUCAGUCCCUGCAGGCCUGGAAGGACCACAAGCUGCAUAUCGACCACGAGAUUGAGACUCUGCAGACGAAGAUAAAGAACUUGAGAGAGGUCAGAGGUCACCUGAAGAAGGCCCGCCCCCAGGAGUGUGACUGCAGUAAAUAUCUGUACAAAUCCAAACUGAAGAACAAACUGAGGUACAGAGGAGGAAGUCUGCACCCGUUCAGGAAGGCCGGGGCUCGGGACAAGAAGGCGUGGCUUCUGAAGGAGCAGAAGAGGAGGAAGAAGAUGAGGAAGAUGAUCAAGAGAAUCAGAAACAAUGACACGUGUUCAAUGCCAGGACUUACCUGCUUCACUCAUGACAACCAGCACUGGCACACGGCGCCGUUCUGGACGUUGGGUUCAUUCUGCGCCUGCACCAGUGCUAACAACAACACGUACUGGUGUCUGAGGACCAUCAACGAGUCCCACAACUUCCUGUUCUGUGAGUUUGCGACUGGCUUCCUGGAGUACUUUGACCUCAGCACAGACCCGUACCAGCUGAUAAAUGCUGUCAGCUCUUUAGAUCGGACGGUUCUCAACCAGCUCCACGUGCAGCUGAUGGAGCUCAGAGGGUGCAAGGGACACAAACAGUGUAAUCCUCGCACGCGCUCAGUGGAACCAGUUUGUUGCAUCAGGCUGUUUGAGAGGAGGAAGUGGCAGAGAGUCAAGAAACCUUCAUCGUCUCGAACCCUGGGUCCGAUCUGGGAUGGAUGGAAGGGCUAAACCUUUAGAUUGGUUGAACUCCACCCACAUCAGCUCGAAGGUGGAGGGCGUGGUCGUCAAGACAUCAUCACCAAUUGACCACCACGGCUCCGCCUCACCUGUCAGCCAAUCAGCUUCUUUAGUCUAUGUGACAUCACCAGGACCUCCCACCCUGCCGCUCAGGGAGACACUGGGACAAAAUAGUCGACGCACCCCUCCACUGGGUGCUCCCGCUUCCUCCUCUUCCUCCCUUGACGAGGAGGGGAGCACCAUGUGGAGGAGCAAGAAGAAGGAGGAGGAGAGGAUGAGGAGGAUGAUGGGGAUGAGGAGGAGGCAGAGAGGUAGACGAGAAAACCGUGAUUGUAAAGUAAAAGCAGGCUUGUUUGAGGAAAAACUUUUUGCUGUUUCACACCACCGAACAUCAAUCUGCUGAAAAUCUAUUCUUCUUAUCGACUCCUGUUUCCAUCUCGUCUCUGACAGAAACCAUGUUGCUUCAGGUGUUCAUUAAGCACUCUUUGAGUUUAAUUUUUUUCAGACACCAACGCUGGAGCGUCAGUUUAUAAAAACGUUUCUUUUCUUCGUUUUUUUUGAGCGACUCUGUUAAAGACGGAAAAAUUCAGAUAGAUGUUAUUUUCCCAUUUUUGUCUCCAGUGAGGGAACAACACAAACAGCUUCUGCCGUGAUGAAAUAAAUGUUGCGUACCAACCUCUUAACUUUAUUUUUGAUACAUUUUCUUGCUAUUACGCUAUGUUGAAAAUGGUAAAUUGGUAUUAAUAACAAGAAAAUGUUCAUAAGGAAAUGUUUUUCCUUGAUACAGGAAACUUUGCUCCAUAAAGAUGGAAUAAAUUAAAAAGAGGAAACAUGUGAACCCACUAUGAGGACGAACAUUUGUAUUUUUUAUGGCUUUACAGUUUUUUACAAAAUAUAAGAUAAUAACCUAAAUCAUAAAUAUCAUAAAUAUUGAAAGCAGAUAAACUGUCACAGAAUAACCAGAAUUUUGUUUCCACAAUAAUGAAUAAAUAAGUAAAAUAAAUUCUCAUCUCUUUAAAACAAGAACAAAUAUUUUAACAUAUUUUUGAAGCUUUGGGGGAAAAUGUUCCAGCUGCAGUUGUUUCUGACAUUUUUGUCAUAUUCUGAGUUUUAUAAGAAACAGUGACAUGAAUACUAAAAGAUUUUGGAAAUGUGAAGUAUUUUGAAAUUUACAUUAUUAUCUGACACAUUUCCUUAGAGGGGAAAAAUGAUAUAUCACAAUAACAGGAGAAUAAAGUCUGAUGAGAUUAAAAAGUAGUGAAACUUUGUUGUGACACAAUAUCCUGAGUCCGUCAUUGUUGAUCAGCUUUUUAAAGGUAGUAGAAGUUUUGACAUAUUUUCACAUUCUUAGAAAAAUAUUGUUAUCACUUGAUUCAUCUUCAAAACAAAAGAAAUGUAAUGAUGACAAAAGAAACCAUAAAUAAGUGUAAACGAGUAUAAAAGAACUUUAGGCUGUUUUCAUGAUAUGAAAUUAAACAAAGUUUUAGUUUUUAAUAAGAAAAAGAGGUAAAAGUAGGAUUUUAAAGCUCGUUGAAAUUUUGAGAUCAUCAAAAAUAUAGUAACACAUAUAAACUCACUCACUCUGAUUAUGUGAAGUUUUACAAGAAACAUUGUUAACAUGCUGACAGCUGGGAUUGUGUUAUUCAGUUCAAUUCUUUGGCGACAGUGGGAAGGAAAAACUCCCUUUUAACAGGAAGACAGAACCAGGCUCAGGGAGGGGCGGGGCCAUCUGUUGUGAUUGGUUGAGAUGAGAUAGAAUUAUAAAAUAAAACAUUUCAUUUUCAUGUUAUUUUGACGUAUUUAUCAGUUUUUUUCCUUCUAAAACAAUAAAUCAUCUCAUCGUAAGGAGAAAACACAGAGUACAUACAAGUACAAAUUGUUUUUUACGAUGUUACUUUUCAUGGUUUCAUGGGCUGUUAAAUCAUCUGUUUGGGAAUAAUAGUCUUAUCUACACACAGUUAUUUUAUUAUUAUCAUUGUUUUAAACUACACGUGAAAGAUGGUUUUAAAGCCUCCGUGUUUUGGUGGUCAGAAACCUUCAUCAAUCAUCAUCAAUGAACUGUACGGGGGCAUCACUCAGACAUGCAUACCUGCUAAUUACAGCUAAUUAACAGGCUGAUAAAGAAGAAGAAAGAUUAGCACAAAUCUCUCAGAAAGUCCUGUUAACCACAUUUAUCAGGUAAAUGUAGUUAGAGAACUUGUGUUGCAGACACAUUUUGGUCUGUAGUGAGCGUGGUCGUCGUUGGCCAACCUUUGAUUCCAUCUUCUAAUAACGAUCUUAUAAAUGUAAGUAAGAAAGCUGCCAUAUACGUCUCAUGUUUACAUUAUUCCUUGUAAAAACAGAAUCUCAUGAUAGCAAGAAAAAAUGUCAAAUAUAAAAAUGAGAAGUUAUUUUUUUAUUGAAACGUUUUUGUCAUAAUUCAGUAUAAGAAAGUAUUUUAAUCUCUGAUAUUCUGAUCAUGAUGAAAAUGUGUUCGUGUUGAACCUCACAGUGAAGAGGCUCGCCAUUUUUACACAGAAGUAUAGAAGUGAAACCUCCUCCUCCUCCUCCUCCUCAGGUGACCUCCCAGUGGCCUCAUUUGUUCUCCAUGUUCAUAUUUAGUCUUUCUAACCAUCCAUGAGGACUUUAAAGGACCUGCUCUCCCUUUUCCUGUUGUUACUAAACGGAGACUGAAGCGGACGCCACAAACUUUCACGCCGACCACUCUGACAUCACUGCUGAUGCAAAUGUGAUGUUGCUUUUUUCCCCUUCGCUAACUUGGGUGUCGGUUACCGUAGUGACCGACAGCUUUAUUGAUGACAGAGCUACAGUUGUACUAACCUGGUGACUGACUACAGUUCCCAUGAUGCAAUGCAGCAGCCCCGAAGAGAAGAACACGUCAGAGUCAAAGAGAACAAACAAUUGGGGGAAAAGGUCUGUUAGUGUCUCGUGAGCCGUGAAGCGAGGGCACGGUGAUGAUGUCAUCAGGUCUGGAAACAAAGAAGAGUUCACGGAGAUCUGGUUCGGUGUUUUGGUUUUUUAACGCUUCAUCGUCCAAUCACGUUGUACCUACACACCUUCCUUUUGGUUCUGUUGUUUCGUCCGCUCAGCUGAGUUUUAAAGUAUUUUUUUUCAUCUAGAUCAACAACGGAACAUAUAAGAUGUAAAUUGUAACUGUAGAAAAGCACGACUGUUUUCACACAGGAAGUCAAAACGUUGAAGUCGUUUAUUUUUGAAUUUCCACGUCUGAAUAUUAACGCUGAGUGUUGAGAGAAGAUCACCAUCAGUACAGCUGGACAGGAAGUGAUUUCAGGCUAAGCCCAGGUUUCUGUCGGUGUCCCCUCAGUUUUCUUACCUACAUCUGGUCCCGCUUGUGUUUCUUAUAUUUCCCAGAAUGCUGUUCAGCUGUUCGUUUUAUGGUUUUUAUGGACCUGUUCUGCGUUUCAGUAUUUUCUGUAACAUAUCAGCUAUCCAGUAUUGGAUGUUCAUAUUAAACAUGGCCAAAGUUCAAAACACAAAGGUCAGUGUGUACAAAUAAUCACCGCGAGCGCUGGGCUUCAGACUCUCAACAGUCAGUUUCAGCGCAUUUUUUCAGUGCUUGGGUCUGUGUGAUGUCAUAGAGAGGAAAUAUCCCUAAUAUUGUCAUGUCAGGCACAGCCUCACCCACCUGCAGCAGAAACAGCAGAAAUCUGGAUUGUAGGAGCUAAAACAGGCAGUGAAGCGAGCACCACGGCCCUGUUUGACAUAAAGAAGGAUUAUUUUGAACUUGGACUCAGCAAAAGCUACUCUAGAGAGUCCAAGGCUGAAAAUGUGGAGCUGGAAAUUAGCAGAACAGAUGUCGGUGAACUCGGUGAUCCAAAUUAUUCCCUGAAGUUAGCAGUCGUACGUUAUAACCGUCUGUGUAAUAUCAUUUUUUAAAAAGUUUGGAUUUAAUGUGUGGAGUACCGAACAGCUCAAGGGUGAAGAGGGAGAUCACACAGUGACCUAACAUGAUAUCAUAACACCACAGUGAGACAGCUGUUCAUUGGCUAAUCUCACGCUAAUGUCAUAUCAGAGUUGCCAUGAUGAAGAGUUCUGGAGGUGAUUUUCUUCCUGUGUGAAUGCAGCUGUCACUCUGCUGUCUGUAGACGUUUUUUCUUUCUUUCUUUAACCCCAAAGUGUAUUUUGCUCUGCGGUGCUAUUUGCUGUCUAACAGAUAUCUAGGAAAAACCUUCUGGUUGUGUUUGAAUGUAUUUGUAAAUGUGUAGGCGUGUCUUCUGAAGACGCACACGAGAACCGGACCGAUGUGGUCCAGCUGAGCCUGGACAGACGCGCACAUACACACCUUCACUUUAUCCACCCCGACACACACGCACACACGCGCACACACACACUGAAGGACAAACUGCAGAGCACUUUGAUUGGAGGAUGCAGGGGACGAAUGAACCAAUGGCGGGUUCGUGGUGAGGCAUGAUGUAAAGCUGCCAUGUGCAGCCGGUUAAUACUGAUCUAACACACCUGUACAGUCACCCACUGACCUGUGGAUACAGUGAUUGGUUUUAGUUUGUGAAUAAAGUGUUGAAUGCCAAACUGUG